Verticillium alfalfae VaMs.102 is the source of this 1920-nucleotide messenger RNA. Its product is annotated as endopolyphosphatase. The coding region runs from base 1 to 1920 and encodes 639 amino acids. Gene Ontology annotation, biological process: polyphosphate catabolic process. Gene Ontology annotation, cellular component: membrane; fungal-type vacuole. Gene Ontology annotation, molecular function: endopolyphosphatase activity; exopolyphosphatase activity. The record is from RefSeq and is a predicted model, not a curated record. Lineage: Eukaryota; Fungi; Ascomycota; Sordariomycetes; Glomerellales; Plectosphaerellaceae. The transcript has 4 exons.
AUGCAGAUAGGUACACCUUCUGAUCAUGAUCCUUCUGAGCCCUUCAUGAAUCGUAGCGCAGAUAUACCGACGUCCAGCAGCAGCUCACCCUCUGCACGUGGGUGGCAUGCCAGCCCAGGAUUGGUUCGCGCCAAGACAACGUCGACAGACCCCGUGGAUCGGUCCAGCGCUCACUCCAGCGGUCUCGCCCAUACGUCGACCGGCGAGGGCUAUGCCUGCCACCGUUCUAAGGGCCCGGCCGGCUACUACGGCGCCGAGACGUCGGAUUGCGACUCGCCCUUUACUCUCGUCAAUGCCACGCUCGAAUGGAUACGAGAAAACGUCGUCGACGACAUUGACUUUGUGAUUUGGACCGGCGACACGGCUCGACACGACUCGGACGAGAAGAUACCUCGAAACCAACGUCAGGUCCUCGGCACCAACCGCCGCGUCGCCGACCUCUUCUACGAGACCUUCUCCGCCCCUCACAAUGGACAGCGUCUGGCCGUGCCCAUUGUGCCGAAUCUGGGCAACAACGACAUCCUGCCGCACAACAUCUUGGUCCCUGGCCCCACGCGAUGGCUGCAAUACUACACCGAGAUAUGGCGGCACUUUAUCCCGGAGGAGCAACGCCACACUUUUGACCUCGGCGGGUGGUUCAACGUCGAAGUUAUCCCGAACCGUCUUGCCGUCUUCAGCCUCAACACGCUCUACCUCUUUGAUCGAAAUGCUGCCGUCGACGGCUGCACCACCCCCUCCGAGCCUGGCUUCAUGCAGAUGGAGUGGCUGCGCAUCCAACUACAGGUCAUGCGCGAGCGCGGCAUGAAAGUCAUCCUCAUGUACAACCUGUGGCUGCGCCAAUACCGCGACGUCAUCACCGCCACCCUCUGGGGCCAUAUGAACAUCAACCACUUUAUUCUGCAGGAUACAAGGGACAUCAACCUCGCCUCCAUCAACGGCAAGCAUGAUACCGGCAUGAUACGUGAGGUGCAAGACCUCCACAUGCGGGAGAACUUUGAGGACGACUUCUCUGUGGCCUCGGCGUCUGACUAUCUUCGCGAGCUGCGCCGCGGCUGGGCCAAGAUUCCCAUGGCGGGCGUCAAGUCCCUGAUGGAAGACGGCCUGGAAGAUACUGCGGAGGACGAUGAUAUGUCUGACGACAGCGCCGAAGACUCGGUCGAUGCGGCGAAGAAGCGUAAAGGCAAGAAGGGUAAGGGCCACAAGGGCAAAGGCCAUAAGGAUAUUGGCGGCAAGUUCGCCGAACGCUACCACCUAUCUCUGAUCAGCCCGAGUAUUGUGCCAAACUACUUCCCCACGCUCCGCAUCUACGAGUACAACAUUGAGGGGCUCGAGAACACCGCUGUCUGGACCGAUUCGUUCAGUCAGCAGAAGUGGGAUAAGCACGUAUCACCUUUGGCGGCUGCGCAAGACGAUGAGGCUGAAGGGCCCACGGCGACAAUGGCUGACACGACCGACGAGGAGGAUGACGAGGACGAAGACGGUUCGGAUGACGAUAAUGUCGACUUUGAGGCAUCAAAAGGGAAAAAGCACAAGAAGAAGAAGGGCAAAAAGGGCAAGAAGGGCAAGAAGGGAAAGAAGGGAAAGAAGCCCAAAGACCCGAACCUGGUCAUGCCCGAACCCCCGGCCAAGCACGCGCCGCCGGGCCCAGCCUACUCACCUCAGCCCCUGACGCUGUUGGGCUACACGCAGUACUUUGCCAACCUGACUGGACAAGAACUUCAAGAAGAAGAAGAAGCAGCGGAACAAGAAGAAGAAAAACGCGGCGUGGAUGCUUUUUAUGCACCAUGCCUUCGUCGACACGGUACCGAGGAAGCAGCUGAAGAAGCUGUAGCGUGGCUUGCAUUGCUUGAUUUUGCACGAGCUGCACCCGCAUUUGCUUUCGAGCCAGCAUUGCGUUGCGACUUGUAUGUUGUACUUUAG